AUGCCAAAUUUGUCAAUAAUGGCCCAUGAACUUGAUUCUACAACGCUGGCAAAUUUAGUGAGAACGGUUGAUCCGUUGAAAAAGCCGUUGAUUGUGGAUUGCCGAUGUUUUCUGGAUUAUAAUCUAUCGCACAUCCGAUCGGCGGUGAACGCGUUCUACUCGAAAAUGAUGCGGAGACGACUUUUCGAUAACAAGAUAUCGAGUAGUGUAAUGUUAUCGCAGUUGGGACAUCAUCACGCCCUUCAUGAGAAUAACCAUCAUGAAGUGGUGUCUACGUCAAAGAACGAAAGUGAUGAGCAAAAGCAACCGAAACAAUCCAAUGCAACUGCACUAUUGGACCUGGUAUUAUAUUGUGAACGCGACGACAUUCAACAACCAUCGAAUACUACGUUAUAUCCGUUCGGCAACCUGGUUUGUAAUAGUAAUAAUAACGGCAGCAAGAUCAAGAGGAAACUUUUCGGCAGCUUUGGCAGCAGUAAUUCGACGAAUCUUAACAACAGUGGACAUUUCUCAUCGAUCGAUUUUUUGCGAAUCCUUCAACAACGACUCACUCAGUCGAAGAGUUUCAAUCGAGUUUGGAUACUUCAAGGUGGGCGAUGA
Anisakis simplex (herring worm) is the source of this 600-nucleotide messenger RNA. The record is from the annotation of a GenBank genome assembly. NCBI's taxonomy places the organism in Eukaryota, Metazoa, Nematoda, Chromadorea, Rhabditida, Anisakidae.